Molecule: messenger RNA, 714 nt
Organism: Elephantulus edwardii (Cape elephant shrew)
Lineage: Eukaryota; Metazoa; Chordata; Mammalia; Macroscelidea; Macroscelididae
Gene: SYNDIG1L
Product: synapse differentiation inducing 1-like
Exons: 3
Coding region: 1-714 (237 amino acids)
Cellular component (GO): intracellular membrane-bounded organelle; membrane
Source: RefSeq, a predicted model, not a curated record
AUGGAGAGUCUGAGUGAACUGCAGAACCCACUGUUGCCUCGGAGCCCCGCCCACCUCCACGGCCCCUAUCCUUACCCGGAGCCUACACCCAGCUGGUCCUGCCAGGAGAAGCUCUACUCCUACCUCCUGGGCAGUGCUGGCCCACCACACACCCAGCUCCUGGACCCUGGAUCCCUGCAGCUGGCUGUGGAGGCCUGGUACAGGCCCAGCUGUCUCCUGGGGAGGGACAAGGCCAAGGAGCCCAGGGCAGGCAGCUGUGAGACUAGUUUCACUGAGGGCAGGGAGUUACAGGCUGGGCCCACAGAGAGGUCCUCUGAGCCUGGGCUGGUCGGGGACGAUGUCACCAUCCAGACAGUGUCCUACGGUGUCCACGAGGAGCUGCAAGGCCAGGAUGAUGACCCAGAGGAGGAUGAGAGUGAUGCAACUUCGACAGAGAGUGAGAGUGAAGACAACUUCCUCACGAUGCCUCCCAGGGACCACCUGGGCCUCACCAUCUUCUCCAUGCUCUGCUGCUUCUGGCCACUGGGCAUUGCCGCCUUCUACUUCUCCCAGGGGACCAGCAAGGCCAUCUCCAAAGGAGACUUCCGCCUGGCCAGCACCACUUCCCGUCGGGCCCUCUUCUUGGCCACCCUCUCCAUUGCCGUGGGGGCUGGCCUUUAUGUGGCUGUGGUGGUGGCACUAGCAGCUUACAUGUCCCAGAACGGCCAUGGCUAG